Protopolystoma xenopodis is the source of this 642-nucleotide messenger RNA. The record is from the annotation of a GenBank genome assembly. NCBI's taxonomy places the organism in Eukaryota, Metazoa, Platyhelminthes, Monogenea, Polystomatidea, Polystomatidae.
AUGGUAUUGUUUGGGCUCAUUGACACUCGAUUCUCCAAGACACCCACUGGGAUUCCUACCCAACAAGACGUAUUUGGUAUGCGUGAACGCAUACUGCAACUGGAGUCCAGUUUAAAUAUGCAAGAAGCAGAGAACAGCCGCCUUUCAGCAUGGGCCGCCCAACUUUCCAGUGAGCAACGUCGGUUCGGUUUGCUUAAUGAAGAAUCCGAAGGUGAUGAUAAGGUGAUCGAAACAUUGGACAAGCCAAUACAAUCGGGUGUAGCAGCUGUUUCCUCAGAUAAAUUUAAAGAGGAGCUUGAACUCAGUCAAGCCAAUCUGGCACACUUGCAAGAGAAGAUCUCUGCUGCCGAAGAUGAACGUGAUCGUCUAAGAGAUGAAUUAUCACAUGCCCGCCGUUCCGUGCUCGAUGCUGAAGCUGCGGCCACGGCUGCAAUUGCAUCAGCUAAUCAGGAAAAUGAAAGAGUGCGCACCCGCCUCGAGGCAGCGGUUCGUAAAGUCGAGGUUGAGUGGCGAGAAAGAGUGGCACAACUGGAGACAGAGUAUCAGGCAGCUAUGCAGGAGCAAAAGGCUGAACAGGACGAACUUUAUGCCCAAGCUCAAGCCUAUUACGAACGCAUGCAGACGAUGCAGGUUAGAAAAUGA